GGAGAAGAGAGAGGUGUCUUGAAUCAUAAUGGCACAGGUUUGCACGGCGCUCUGGGCUCUUCUGCUCUGCACACAGGCCGCGUUGGGCUUCACAGGACAACAGGAGAGCACCUGCGAGGCCAACGGCAGCAUUUACUACGUGGGAGAGUGGUAUUUCCUGGACUCCGAUCACUGCACCCAGUGCGAGUGCACCAGUGGGGGCUCCGUGUGCGCCCGCACCGAAUGCACGUCCCUGCCGGCCGCCUGCAUCCAUGUGAGUCACUACCCCACCGACUGCUGCCCCAGGUGCGAGAAGAUCGGCUGUGAGUACCGGGGGGUGGUGUACGAGCUCGGAGAAAAUUUCCAGCCAUCUGAAUGUGAGCAGUGCACCUGUGACAGUGACGGCAUCGCCCGCUGCCUCGUGGCAGACUGUGCCCCUCCACCCUGUGUCAAUCCUGUGUACCAGCCUGGGAAAUGCUGCCCGGAAUGCAAGGAGGGUCCCAACUGUUAUACUGAUGCAUCCCGCAGUCAAGUGAUAGCUGCAGGAGAGCCUGUGUGGGUGGACUCCUGCACCAAGUGUCGCUGUCAUGACGGCCAGGACGCCGGCUACUGGGAGGGAAAUCGCCUUGCCACUUGUUCCCGCCUCAAAAACUGCACACCUCAGCAGCCGCCCACCCCAGUUCAGUGAUUCUUCACGCAACCACCAUAUAUUUUAAAAUAUGUGAGCUUCACAUUUUAUCCUUAGGCAUUUUAUUACUGAAGAUGUUAUACAUCCACUCAAGAAAGGAGAAUCUGUAAACGCGAUAGGGGUAACUCACCAACACUUGAAUGUAACACAAAAAAGAAAAGUCAAUAAAACUCGGAACCAUGUAAGAAAUGGUGCAACUUUAUCCCACAACUCUGUUCACUGACGUAGAAACUUUAUCUCAAAACACGGGGAUUAAAAAUUGUACUUUGUACUCCUACUUUUUUAAUCUAGCUCCAUUUAUUUUAUAUUUUUGCAUCUUAAAAAAUGUUGCUUAGAUGUUGAGAAUGUUUUUAAGGAGAAACAGGAAAAAGAGUGAGAGAUUUAGGAUCUCUUAGUCCCGAAAUACCCAGAAAAUGAUAGAUAGAUUUAAGUGUUAGCAUAAAAAACUGAUAAAUAAGACAACUAGUGACAGACUUGUCACAAGCUGAUGCAGUUUUACACUUCAUGCACAACUGUGAUGAACAGUAAAUAGGAAAUAAUUAAUGAGAAUGUAACAUUAGAUAAGAUUUGUUGGCAUGUUAUUUUAAUGCUGUUUUUAAAUGUAUGCUGCUUGUGCACGCACACGGUGUAGCAAGGUAGUAUUGAUUCUUCAGUGCUAAGAUACAGCAAAUAUGCAGUUUUCAGUGACUUGUCAGAAUCAAAGUCUUUAGUUUAUUUUAACAUAAGGAUGUAUUGUUUAAAAUUUUGCAAGACUUACUCCAGGAACUUGUUACCUUAAUUAUAAUGUAUAUAUGACAGAAAACCAAACAUGCUCUUAGCUUUUUAGCUAAGUUAAUCUAAUAAAAAAAAAGUAAAGUUUGAAACCUAUUCCAUUAUUGUUAAAUAAUAGUGAACUUUACUUUAACUUUACUCAACUAAGUAAAUGUUUUUUUUCACUGUAUUGUCAAGAAUAUAAUUGGAACAAACAAUGAUUGAAAUUUGUAUGAACCCUGCUUCUAGCACUGGGAUCAGUAGUCUGUUUCCUGAUGCAACUUUUUUCUCACAUCACAACCUCAGUACAUUGGUUUUACACUGUAAGUCAAAAUAAAUUAUUAGGUUUUUUUUUUCAUUUUAGAGUUUUUUCUUUAGCUUCUAUUUAAUUGUAUUACUUUUCUUUGUGAAAACCUUUCAUUAAGAAGCCUACUCUUGUAAGACACUUUUGUUACUGCCCUAAAUGCUUUUUGUUGUUUGUGCUGUUAUGACCACAAACAGUGUAUUUUGCUGGGAUUUCUUUAAAGACGAAUAAAUAAAAGUAGUGCAUAGUUGUGCAAUUGAAAGUAGGUAAAAAACACAAAUACGUCAUGGAUUUAUAUUCAGCCCUACUGAGUCAAAACUUUGUAUAACCAACUGAUCAGCUACAGAAUGACUGUACAGCAACAUAUAAUAAAGCAAACUCUAUUAUUAUUAUACAAAAAAAUAAAAUAAAAAUUAUUCCUGUUCACUUCAGCCCAGAUGUAAAAACUAGCAUUACUUUAAAGAAUCAGGAAGCACACCAACAUACAAUCUUUACCAUCAGAUUUAUUAAUUGUAUAGAAAAAGUAGGUUUGAUAUGACAUAAUGCAUUCUAUAUAAGAUAUAACAUUUUCAACAUUCAACGUACAAAAAAGCCAUAGGUACAGUAAAGUUUUAAAAACGCCUCCAGGCCUGAAGAUCUUGUUGGCUGUUAGCAGUUGAAGAGCAAAAAGUGCAUCUGAAGAUGGAUUCAAACACUUUAACCACCAGAGGUGUGAUACAGCUGUUUGAUUCUCAAGCAGAGGCCACAAAUACAUUUUUUGCUAAAUACGUUGGUUACUGAUCUUGGUGAAGCAUGGUACAGUUUAUACACACUGGGGCCUUCUUUCCAGCUACAGUUGAAUCCAGAAGUUUACAUACACAAAAUAAAAAGACAAAUACACUUUUUUUUUCUCACCAUCUGAAGUUAAUUCAGAUCAAACUCCUGUUGUUUUUGUUCAAUUAGAAUUACCAAUUACAACUCAUUUGUGCCCUAGCUUCAACUUCCUGGCUGUUGUCUUGAAAUGUUUGUGAAUAUUUUCACGUAAUGUUUGUUUCCCGUGAUGGCAUUGAUUUUACAUUGAUUUUAUGAAGUGCAGCAGUUCCUCCUGCACCAAAACAGCCCCACAGCAUCAUGCUGCCACCCCCAUACCUCACAUGUGGGGGUGAGGUAUACCUCACAUCUUUCCUCCAGAUUUAACGAUUGUCAUUAUGGUCAAACAGUUUAGUUCUAUGACAUUUUUCCAUCAAAUCAAGGUUCCUGCCAACAUUUGUAAAUUUCAAUCUGUUUUUUUUAUGUUUCUCUUGGAAUAAAGCUUGUAAUUUUACUGCUCUUCCUACA
Poecilia latipinna (sailfin molly) is the source of this 3038-nucleotide messenger RNA. Its product is annotated as von Willebrand factor C domain-containing protein 2-like. The transcript has 3 exons. Gene Ontology annotation, biological process: negative regulation of BMP signaling pathway. Bases 29 to 667 code for a protein of 212 amino acids. Gene Ontology annotation, cellular component: AMPA glutamate receptor complex. Lineage: Eukaryota; Metazoa; Chordata; Actinopteri; Cyprinodontiformes; Poeciliidae. Gene Ontology annotation, molecular function: protein binding. The record is from RefSeq and is a predicted model, not a curated record.